AUGGCCUCCCAUUCCAUGACAACACAAGCAAUCUUGCUUUCUCUAAUGGUUUUAUUUUUGGCUGUGGGCUCUAAUGCGGGUGGAAUUGCCAUUUACUGGGGCCAAAACGGCAACGAAGGCACACUAGCAGAAACUUGUGCCACAAGGAACUACGAUUUCGUAAACAUAGCUUUCCUCUCUUCGUUUGGCAAUGGCCAAACCCCUACCAUAAACCUGGCCGGCCACUGCGAUGCCUACUCCGAAGGCUGCACGAAAUUAAGCUCACAAAUCAAGUCGUGUCAAGCCAAAGGCAUCAAGGUAAUGCUCUCCAUCGGCGGAGGCGCAGGAAGCUACUCGCUUGCGUCAUCGGACGACGCUAAACAAGUAGCAGACUACCUUUGGAACAACUUCUUAGGAGGGCAAUCCUCUUCAAGACCACUGGGCGAAGCCGUUUUGGACGGAAUCGAUUUCGACAUCGAAGGAGGGAAUGACCAACAUUGGGAUGAUUUGGCUAGGGAUCUUGCAGGGUAUAGUAAUCAAGGAAAGAAAGUGUACUUAACUGCCGCACCACAGUGUCCAUUCCCUGAUGCUUCGGUUGGGAAUGCCCUUAUAACAGGUCUGUUUGACUAUGUUUGGGUUCAAUUUUACAACAAUCCCCCAUGUCAGUACAAUCCCGGGAGUACAGCAAAUCUUGAAGAUGCUUGGAAACAAUGGACUUCGGCCAUUCCUGCUGAGAAAAUCUUCUUGGGAUUGCCUGCUGCGCCUGAUGCUGCCGGGAGCGGAUUCAUUCCAGCUGGAGAUCUCACCUCAAAUGUGCUUCCCUCAAUCAAGGGUUCUUCUAAAUAUGGUGGUGUCAUGCUUUGGUCAAAGUAUUACGAUGAUCAAACUGGUUACAGCUCUACUAUUAAGAAUGAUGUGUAAACUAAAAUAUUUUACUUUCUUUUUCUAUCAUGACUAUGUAAAAUUUUCAGGUAUAUAGAAGUAUUGUGUUGACUA
Molecule: messenger RNA, 975 nt
Organism: Humulus lupulus (European hop)
Lineage: Eukaryota; Viridiplantae; Streptophyta; Magnoliopsida; Rosales; Cannabaceae
Product: hevamine-A-like
Exons: 1
Coding region: 1-900 (299 amino acids)
Biological process (GO): carbohydrate metabolic process
Cellular component (GO): extracellular region
Molecular function (GO): chitinase activity
Source: RefSeq, a predicted model, not a curated record